AUGCUUUAAUUGUCAAUGCAGAUAAGAAAUAGCAAAGUGGAAACAAGAAAAUCUUAUCAAUAGAAGAGGUUUCAAUUAAAAAGUAGCACGAUUAAGAAAAUUUUAUUUUUGGUUUAUUUUGUUGGAGUAUUUUAAUUUGAGAAUAAACAACUUAUUGUGGACUUAAUGAACAUUAGUUUAUUGAUGAUAUAAAUAUGGAGACACAACACCAAGAUACAAAUAUCAAACAUAGAUCGUUUUGAUUUGACCAUAUGUUUUUGUGCUUUGAUUUCUAGAUAAACCAUUCCUCAGUUAUAGAGUAUUAUAUUAUCUCUAUGCUUUUUUUCAUUCAAAAACAGUCUUUCCACCAUUCUGAAAAGUGUGAAAUUGCUUAAAAAAAUAAAGAAUUUAUCAAUCACCAUUAUUUUCAUAAUUUUACUCACAUCCUAUUUAUUCACUUAUUUAUAUCAUUCAUAUGAGUAAACAUUUACAUUAUUUGGGACUUUUAGCAACACUUGCAUAACAAUGUUGGAAAUAUUGACUUUAGAUUCCUGGGGAUCAAGGGGAAGAAUUCUAGAAUAGCAGGUAGGAUAUACAGGGAUCCCGUCUAUAAUCAUAUGUGCUUAUGUGUUUUUGAUGAAUUACUUUUAUAUGAAUAUUCUGAUUGGAUUGAUAUUGGAGACUCUUUAAUUGGAAUAGAAUCAAUAAUUGGUUCAGGUGAAUUUUCUGGAUGAACACGAAAUCAAAGAGCAGAAGAUAAAUAAAAAACUAUCUGAUAAUACUCAUAUUUGCAAUUUAAUGUUAGGCUAAUUUUAUUAAUAAAUUGUCAUGGUAUUUAGCAUAGUAAGUGUGAUAUUUAACAUUUAUAAUAAUUUUGUGAUUGUAGAUACUAUGGGUAAAUUGUUUGAUGCUCUAGAUGAUAUUUUAUAUUCUAUUCAUUUUAUAUUUUUAUUGUUUCUAGAUAAACCACGCAUAUCGUAUGAGAGAUCAAAGUGGGAACGAAUGUUUCUCCAUUUUAUAGCAGGGCCAUUAGCAUUAUUUUUGUCUCAUGAUUUAGCUUGUCUUUGCAAUCUAUGUAAACUAGCAACUACUCCUAUUGUAAGAGGAAUAUUUUCAGGCACAAUAUCAAUAUUUCCGAUAUUGUUUCCGAUUAUAACAGUAUUGUUGGCUAUAAUUCUGUUGAUGGCAGUGUAUACAAGCAGAUUCUAUAGUUCAUUUAUUGGUUUCAAAGGAGAAACUUAUUACUCAUCUCUGCAAUAAGCCUUUUACACUUUUGUUCAAUUGCUCACUUUGGAUGAUUGGGAUGCAAAUGUCCUUCCAGUGUUUGAAUCCCAACAAAUAAUAAUGCCUUACAUCUUAUUUCCAUGUUUUAUCAUAAUAUCCAAUGUGAUAUUACUCAACAUAUUGAUAGCAUGUAGUUGCAAAUACUUUAAAGAAAUUGACUACUCCAUUAAUUGCUAAAGUCUAAAUGAAGCCCAUCCUGAUAAUUUAUUAGUUAAAUUAAACAAAGUUGCUGAAUUAUAAAUUCCAACCAUCAUUUGCAAUGCACCAAUCACAAUAUAGGAAAGUCACAUAUCUUAAAGAGAAGGACUGGUUUAAAUUUGUUAUAAUAAUAAAAUAAUCAAUGCAUUGUUGGUUAAAUAAUGA
Messenger RNA from Paramecium tetraurelia, 1626 nucleotides. RefSeq lists its product as uncharacterized. The transcript is spliced from 4 exons. NCBI's taxonomy places the organism in Eukaryota, Ciliophora, Oligohymenophorea, Peniculida, Parameciidae. Gene Ontology annotation, biological process: transmembrane transport; monoatomic ion transport. Gene Ontology annotation, cellular component: membrane. The record is from RefSeq and is a predicted model, not a curated record. Gene Ontology annotation, molecular function: monoatomic ion channel activity.